GACAGACCAACACAAAAGAAAACGAGGAAGCGCUUUCUUUUUCUACUGUUUUUAUGCUUGUCAUUCAUGAACUUCAGUGAUUUUGUUUUAUUUGAAGUGUUAUUUAUUGCAUUAUAAACCGUUUUUACGUGAGAGAGCCUUCUGACACUAGCGGAUUGCGCUUCUUAAGCACUGUUAAUAGCCGAUCAUCAUUAUUUUGAUAGUAAAUGAUGGCAGAAGGCGGCAGUAAUAUGGCUAGUCUUCCUCCAGGAGACCCGCAGCUCAUCGCGCUCAUAGUGGAGCAUCUGAAGAACAGAGGGCUGUUUGAUGAGUUUAGACGAGACUGUCUGGCAGACGUGGACACGAAGCCAGCUUACCAGAAUCUCAGACAGAAGGUGGACAACUUUGUGUCCACUCAUCUUAGUACUCAAGAAUGGAAUCCAUCCAUCAACAAGAACCAAGUGAGGAAUGUCUUGAGACAGAGUGUAGUUCAGUCAGGAAUGUUGGAAUCAGGGGUGGACAGAAUCAUUACUCAAGUGGUAGACCCAAAACUGAACCACAUCUUCAAGCCGCACAUCGAGAACGCCAUUCAUGAUUUCCUCUCCUCAGAGAAGAAAGAGGAGGGGCCAUCAAGUUUAACACCUGAUGCUGAGCAACAGGAGACAGCCAGCAAUACUGCAGCCAAAACACUAGCCCUCAUGGAGCUGCGGAAGGAGCAAGAGAAGUGUUUCGAGGUGCUCCUCCAGGCCCAAUCGGAGGACCGGCGGGUGUUGCGGAGCUUGCUGCCCCAGGAGGGGGCUUCAGCAGCGACCCCAGCAGCAGCAGGACCCCAUGUGACCCUCACUAAGAUGGCACCACAGGAUAACAUGGAGGCCUUCCUGGAGCUCUUCGAGCACACGGCCAGAGCCCUGAAGUGGCCAUGCUCGCAGUGGGUGGUCCAUCUGCUGCUGCUGCUGUUUGGGGAAGCCCAACUUGUGGCACAACAACUCCCAGUUGCCAGCCUCCUGGAGUGUUCCGAGUUGAAGAAAGCCGUCCUGCAACGGGUCGGCUGCAUUCCAGAACAGCACCGCCAGCAUUUCUGCACACUGACGCUGAGCGAGCACCUGUUCACCUCCUUCAUCCAAACUGACAUGAGUUUGAGGAAACAUAGGCAGCAUCCAUUCCCCCCUGACUCUCACUACGUCUCUGGCUUAUGCGAUACUCCCUUCACGGCAUUUACCACUCUGCGGCAAUGCAACAACAUGCAUGUCAUAUUUAUCACUGGGGUGUUUUUAUUAUUACUGGCGGUGCGGCAAAUAGACGCGACGGAUACAAGCAGCGCUCAUGACACCUCACAGGAGAGAUUACAGAACAUCCAGAAGAGAAGACUGUCUCUGCAGAACACAGUAGAGAUUCAGCAGUGUCUGGUGAGCGCGGGUGAUGUGGGCUGUGGGAUGUUUGAGUGCUUCAACAACAACUCCUGUGAGAUCCGUGGACUACACGACAUCUGCUUGACAUUCCUACACAAUGCGGGCAAAUUUGACUCCCAGGGAAAAUCAUUCAUCAAAGACGCUCUGAAGUGCAUGGCCCAUGGACUGCGCCACAAGUUCAGCUGUGUCAGCCGCAAGUGUCUGGCCGUUAAAGAGAUGGUGUUUCAGCUGCAGCGGGAGUGUUACGUUAAACACAACCUCUGCGCUGCGGUGAGAGAGAACGUCAACGUCAUGGUGGAGAUGAUCCACUUCAAAGACCUGUUUCCCAAAGGGCCCCAUGUGGAGUUGGUGAACAUCCUGUUGGGCUGUGGCGAGGAGGUGCGCGAAGCCAUCGGCCGACGAAUACGAACUCAGUGCGAGCAGAACUGGGGAGCUCUGUGCGGGAGUCUGAGCCUAUGUACCAUUGGAAAGGUGGAGGGCCAGGCCAGUUCCACCCUCGCCCCUCCCUCUGCCCCAGACACCACCACCCCAGUGGGCGCAAAUGCCAACUCCCUCCCACCUGCAGGCCUGAUUCUCCCCAAGGCUGAUGUGGAAACGGUUUGGACACUCACAGAACGAGAUGAAGGUGAAAAUCAGAGUCAGUCCUCAGGUCCUCAGUCUAAAGACAAUGUCUCUGAUGCUGAAAAAGAGCUCAAGAGAUCUUUGAACGCCACCAAAAGGAGGUGAAGGGAAGGUGCACCUCAGUGCCUUUAGCCAUACAAAAAGGCUCUCAGAUACUCUAAGGACAUAUAAGCUGCAGUUUCCAGUGAUUCUAAAGGGCUUCUCACACUAUGCUAAACCCUGGGUUAUGAAACCCUGCUGGGAAGAUAAACCAGGAUUACAUUAACCCAGGGAAUGACCCUGGGUUAAUAAUUUCAGGUGUGAAAAGCCCUUAAGAGUACCAGUGAUGACAGGGUUUUUCAAGGUGAUGUUACAGUAUAGAGCUGCCACUGGUCAGUAUGCUACAUGUGUUUUUGUUUUGGUUUGUUUUGUAUGUCAUUUUGUGCAACAUGGACUGGUACAACAAUAUUUGACAGAAUUUUGCAAUAUUUCAGUGGUAUAUCACCACUGAAAUGUGUUUGUAAACUGUGGACUAAGUGCAUUCCUAAGACUGCAGACUUUUCAGAAUGCUUAGAUGGAGUCUGUCUGGCUGCGAUUCUGAUUUUUACAAUUAUAACAAAAACUGGGUUUUGUGUUAUUUGUGAUGACAUCAUUCCAUGAACUCAGUAUUUGUGUUCGUUGAAUCAAAACUAUUUGUGUGAAUCUUACGAAAAUAUGCCCAGGUCACCCCAAAGGCAUUACGACAAAUACUACCGUGCUGUAUAAAUACUUGACAAAUGAAAGGAAUGUUCUGGGUUCAAUACAAGCAUUUGUGGCAUAAUGAUGCACAAAUUGCAGUUAAAGUGAGGCACUUACAUUGGAAGUGAAUGGGGUCAGUCCAUAAACAUAAAAAAAACUCACCGGUCUGUUCAGGGGCGUAGCAGUCAUUUUAAAAGUGGGGGGGGCACAGCUGUUAGUAUGUGGCUCGCACAGACCCAACACUUACAGUGCAGUAUUUAUAUAUUACAGUCUAUAUUUUGGGAUUUAAAUUUAUCCAAGUGGACUGAGUGUUUUGACUACGUUCACCAAAAUUAGUUCAGAUUCAUUUAAUGAUUCAUUCAGUGACCAUUUCUGGUGAUGCCACCUGGUGAUGUCUUGUGUGAAAUGAGUUCUUCACUGAAUCAACGAUCAAAAGAAAAUUUUAAUCCUUUAAAAUAUGUAUGUCUACAGACCUACAAAGAGACUUUAGUAGAGGUUUUAUGCAUUAUAAGAACAAAGUAAAUCUAUCAUUUCCCUACAGUUUGUGAGCUGCUGAGCAUGACUUUUAUCAAAAGACAACAAUAAUAGUCUUUUAAUAAUUAUUAUGAGUUUCAAUAAUGUCCGUACGUUUUCAGGUAUAAAAAAGCGUGUCUACAUAUCUACUGACUUCAGUAAAAUGUCUAAGUGUUCUAGGAACACAGCAGAUCUAUCUUUUUUCUUACAGAUUGUCGACUGCACACCAACAUAGUUGGAGCUGAUAUUAAAAAUAGCUUUACAUAUUUAACACUAUACAAACUAAAUAUAAAUAUAAACUCCACUUACAACGAGUGCUUAAAAGAAGGAUAGUCCUUUGUUUUUUUUUCUGCAGUGCAUUUCACAAAAUGCUGCCAAUCAAGAACGAUAACUCUAGUUUGUGUGUUUCUCAUCUCUACAUUAUUAAUUUAGAUCAACAUCAAUGCAGAUAAAAAACAUGGAUAAAUGAGCAUUGUUCAAAGCAACUUUGCAGAAAUGAAUGGAGCUGCAUUGAUUAGACUGUCUGACUGACGGCCUAUUUUGGCUAAUGAAACUCACCUGUGAUUGGCUGGAUGGUUGCUCAAUCAUUCCAAAGUAACAAAACACAAAGAAUACUGAAUACAAAUCCAACAUUUGGACUCGGUAUGGGUUUAGCUUGGAAAAGUGUGGGGACUGAAUCACUUUGUGUCCCCCACGUCCCCCCUGGCUGCUACGCCCUUGGGUCUGUUCCAAAACUUAGGCUGCGUCCUCCGGAGGUCGCAUUUGUCGGCCGCAUACCUCAUCGAGGCUGUCUCGUUUCAUAAAAGCGAGUAGGACACUUUAAAUGCAGCCUUUAAAUGCGACUUUCUUUCACGGGAAUUCGGAGGAUGCAUGAGGUGUAUCCUUCGUGGGCACUCACAACCCACAAAUCUUUGCUUCAACGGAAAUGUCUAAAAAAAAUAACGCCAAUUUGCCCAUAAAUAUGAUGUCCAAACGCAAGUAAUGUUAAUUCCCAAGUUGAAGUACCUCAGUAGAUGGGUGCAGAGUAUAUAAUAUGUAUAAUUAUAUUAAUAUAUAUUUAAAAUAAAGUAUUAGACUAAAAGUACACCUGUAAAAUCUAUUUUCUUUUCUAUCUACAUCAUUAUAACUCUCCUAAAAUGUACCUCAUAUAUUCCCUUCUAAAGGGACUUUGUUCCCUUCUCAUUCAAAGCGCUCGUGCUUGUUAAAGAGUGGCGUGCUGUCAUAGCAACCAUGAUACAUUCCGUUUCCGUUUGUCCUAUGAAGGCCGUCUCGUUUAAACGAGACUUGUUUAAAGGAGGACAUCCGGUAUACUGCAGCCUUCAAAAGACAUGUCCUACCUAGCAUGCAGCCUUCGAAACGAGACACAGCUUUAGUGAGCUGCCGUGCUGUCUCCAUAGGCAGCUGUCUUCUAUGGCAGCAUCCUUACUGAAAUGAUGCCUCAUAAGACACCGAUUUGGAACGCUCUUCAUAGGCAGCAGCUCCACGCGUCAUUCAAGUACACACAGAUUUUGGGUAAAAUAGUCGGUUUUCUAUGAUAUUAAACAACUUUCUAACUAUACUUUUCAGUAUUGAAUGAAUUAUGUAUAUUAUCAAAAUUUCUCUCGCUUCAUCCAUGUGGCAGAAUCAGCCUUCCCUACCAAGGAGGAAGCGGGAACCGGAGUGAACAAUCAACAGAACUUUAAUUUAAAACUCAGAUUUAAACAGUACAUCGAAACAUAGAUGCACACACAGACACGUGCGUCUCUCUCUCUCCUAAACUGGCGUCUCCGCCACAUACUUACCCACCUCCCGGCUGAUUAGGAUGAUUCAGCGCUAGGCGUGCGUCCUCACGGCCUGGCCACGCCCUCCUCCUUGUCACAGUCUACCAUCUUGGAUUUAUUUUUUCACCAAGGUCAUCACGGUGCAUUCUGGGUUCGCCUACCCGGGGAAGGAUACAAAUAAUGCUACCUUAAAAUUUGUCCAAAAUGAGGUAUCUCAAGAGGCAACAUAAUUAAGAUACCUACCUUUUGGAACAGUCUUCGCGUCGGGAGCGUGCCUAUCAUGUCUAAAAAUGGCGGUCACUAAGUUUUGGGACAGACCCACUAUUUCAAAAGUAUUGCUACAAACAAUAUACGUGUUAACAUGAUUUAGUAUGAUAAAAUCACUUACUAACCUCUUCUGUGUAACGUUAUAUCCAAUGUUACAAAUUUGUUUUGGAUAUAACUUUACACAGUGAUCUUAUCAAGCUAAAAUCAUGUUAACUUGUGUAAUUUUUUAUUUUAUUCUUGUGGCUAUACUUUUGAAACAGUGUUUAUUAUGUUUGUGGACUGGCCUCAUUGACUUCGAUUGUAAGUGCCUCACUGUAACCGCAACUUUUGCUUUUUUUUUUUUAAAUAAAGGACGAGUCAAAAUAAUUUUUUUGUGGAAAUCAACAUUACGCCACAAAUUCUGCUAAUUGAUCUCAAGUUGUAUUGAACCAGAACAUUUUUCUAAAUAAUAUGUAAUUAUUAUACUUUUUUUUUUACACUAGUUAUGAGAAUGAGACCUUUUUACAUUACUCUAAUGAGACGCUGUCAGGAAAAUAAUCUCACAAUGCUAAUAUCACAAACUUACUGGUCCUUAAACCAGGCCUAAUUUUCUAUAAGCAAAGUAUAGUUUCUUAUCCCUUACUUUUGAUUUUGGGAUGACAUAUGACUCACCCAGACAUCUUCUCGACAGGUUUUGUGAGAUUCACCCAUUGUCUACCGUGGAAGUAUAGGGCACAAAACAGAUACAGCCUUAAAAGCAGAGAUAAGCUCUUCUAUGACAUGUGUUUCAUGCAGCAGAGGUGCUCAAUCUCAGCUGACUGCAAUGUUUCUGUCACCAAGGCAAUGUGACAUAUAUCUAAUGUAUAUUAUCAGAUUUUCAUGCUUAGACAUUUUUUCAUAUAUGAUCAAACUAUGCUGUCCUAGAAAGAGUACAGUCACAUUUUAAAACAUGAUAUAAUAGGCAGAGCAUUGAUUUUGGACCUACCUCAUUUCUUUAACAUGCACCUAUACUGAUAUACAGUACUGUAUAUGUAUAAUAGAUUGCAUAAAACAUUAGAAUGUGUCCCUAUAUUUUCACAAGGCAACUUGGAAACUUUUCCCCUGCUGUUUCAAUGAGUAUCUUAUAGAUAUAUAUAUAUAUAUAUGUGUGUGUGUGUGUGUGUGUGUGUGUGUGUAUUUUUUACAAUUAUUUUAAUUUCUCUAAAGUAAUGCAUGACAAUUAGCAUGUGGUCUUUUAUUUUUAAAUCAAGUUCGUUACAGCCAUUAUAUAAUGUCGUUAUCCAAGUCGUUUUUAUAUAAAUGCUUGUACUAUUUAUUUUUGUUCUUUAACUGUUAUUUUGUUUAUCAAUUACUUACAUUUUUAUUUGUAUCAAAGUAAUCAAGUGUAUUCAUAUAAAAAAAUAAAUUAAAAAUUAAUUCACAAUGAUUUUACCUUCUUUUCACUUAUUUUGAAGUGGAACAUACAUGACUGACCACUGCCCGUUUCUGCAACAUGGAAAAAAAAAAGAACCGUGCUUUGAUAAGUCAUAAUUAUUAGAUUCAAAGUCAUUUAUGACCAUCAUAUUUAUAACGUAAAAGUCACAAUUUUGGGAUAGUAAGUCAUAAUUAUGAAGUCUUAUGAGAUACUAACUCAUAAUUAU
Molecule: messenger RNA, 6885 nt
Organism: Myxocyprinus asiaticus (Chinese sucker)
Lineage: Eukaryota; Metazoa; Chordata; Actinopteri; Cypriniformes; Catostomidae
Exons: 9
Coding region: 207-2114 (635 amino acids)
Cellular component (GO): extracellular region
Molecular function (GO): hormone activity
Source: RefSeq, a predicted model, not a curated record